Messenger RNA from Carcharodon carcharias (great white shark), 4770 nucleotides. Its product is annotated as interferon-induced very large GTPase 1-like. Gene Ontology annotation, molecular function: GTP binding. The record is from RefSeq and is a predicted model, not a curated record. Lineage: Eukaryota; Metazoa; Chordata; Chondrichthyes; Lamniformes; Lamnidae.
AUGGGCCUUUCACUGAACAAAUGGAAAGCUAAGGUCCUCUUACAACCAGGUCCCACAGCAAACCCUGAGAUUAGGGUCAUGGUUAACCAGACAGCAGUGAUCCCCUUAAUCCUAUACGCUUUGGAAUAUGGCGCAUCCUACAACAGGUAUCUGAAAGCACUGGGACGAGGUAUAGAGUGGAAAGAGAAACUGUUGUUGGAGAUGUUCUGGCUACAGAAGAUUGUUGAAGUGGGAGCAAAUCAGGAGCAGUUCCAAUGGGAUGGACAAUGGAAGAGGAUGGUGAGCCUGGCCAUGUCCAAAGCUGCAGACCAGCCACUGCACAGGUUUCAUCAGCCACAUUGUCUGCGGGCAGUCCUUGUCCCCAAGGAGCCUACCCUACAGCCUCUGUGGACCUUGGAUGACAUCAGAUCUGAGUACCACAUGAGUGUUAUCAGUGGCAUCCUGCACCUGUGGGAAACCCGAGUUCUGGGCAAAUCCGAUCGCUCUUGUAUCCUGGUUGUCCUGAUCCUGGGCAAAAUGCACAAAAUUAUGUGCCCUUGCAAAGGUGGUCUCCAUGACCUCAUAGACACAGACCACACAAUCCAUAACCAGGAAGUCAUGGAUACUAACAUGGGAUUCCAGCCAAGUGUAUCCAACCCACAGCUCAAAACGGAGCCUCUUCAACCAGAGUUACAAACUGGAACAAAUCCACAUGACCCAGUGGAAAGAAAUGAAACUACAACUGAAGAAGAACUGAAUUCAGUCCAAACAGACACUUCAAUUCCUGCAAACAACAAUUCUAAUGUAAAUACUCAGAAAUGUAAUCUAAAUGUAGAACUCUUAACUGAACUGGGAUUAGAAAGCAAGAUAUUGUCCCUGAGUGAUGUCCUCAACAUAAGCAGAGAAACACUUCAAAAUAAGUCCUACGAUUCACCUCAGGAUAUUCCAGGAUAUUUUCUCCAGAAUUUAAUGAUGGUCAAUUCAGAGGCAAGAAAUUUGAAUACAAACCAACUCACACAAAAUCAGUCAGAACUGGAUAACUUGGAUUGUUUUUCUCUGGAUGAAACCCGUCAAGGUUUAUACCAUCCUUUGGAUAUCAUUGUGUCUAUUUUCCUGUGUGCUGACCCAUCUCUCCAGCAGGAGCUGAUGUUGAAGAUGUCCCUGUGCCAGUUUGCAUUGCCACUAUUAUUGCCUACUAGUAACAAGGGCUGCACUUUCCUACUGUGGGCCCUGCGCUCCAUUGUGAAGAAAUGGCGUCCACUCUCACUCCAAGAUAGCACGGGGUUUAAGGAGGUAAGCAUGGUGACUGCCAGAAUCCCAAUCUUUUCCUUCAUUCGAUUUGGUUCUUGUUCUCUCGCCAAAUCUGAGAUUCUAAAUAAAGUCCUCAGUCCCUCACAGCAACAUCACAACUUCUUUGUCCAUUACAAUAUGGAAUGUGGUGAUUUACCUCAUAGGAUUUCUGAUGGUCUUGUUGAACUGUGCUGGUACCUGCCCAGUGGGAGUGAGGAAUUAGAUAUUUUCCUGGAGUCAAUGACGAUAUUAAACCUUCGAGGUGACGCUAAAGAGUUCCAGACACGGGUUCAAUUUCUGGCAAACGUCUCUUCAGCUGUUUUUAUCUUGAGCGAUAAUGUUGACAGCAGUUUAAGCAAAAGCCUGAAAUCACUCGUCCAGUCUCCAGCGAAAGAUAGUCAGGGCCCCAGGAGUCUGGAGGAACUGACAGUAAUCGCAAGGGACAUGGGAAUUGAAACAGAUGAGGAUGACAAGCUGUGUUCACAAGGGAAAGCAAGAUCUGAAAACAUUUAUAAAGGUAUCAAAGGAGAGGCCAUUAGUAAAUACAAAUUAGAACAUUUCUCUUUUCAGGGUCUCACUUGACAAUAGAUUUCCAAAAUAGAAAAAAAUCAAUGUCAUCCAAAACAGCAAGAGAAGGAGUCGACCCAAAAGUAUUGUAAUGAUCUUGAAGAAGAGAAGAAAAAUCUUCGAAAUAAACAACAAGAGAAAGGCAUAUCAGCUAAUAUGAAAACAUUCAUCACAGCUCUAACAGACAGGGAUGAGAGGAAAUAUUUCUUGCAAUGGAUGAAACUCAGGUUGGAUUCCAGAUCGAGAGACACUCUCUCUGUUUUACGUGAAAAGUACAAACCUCUGAUUGAGAAAUCACAGGAUCAGUCAACAAAGCAGAAAGACUCCCCAACCAACAACAAACAGUUACAGGAAUUAGACCAACAGAUAACUGGCAGCUCCCUGGGACUCGAACAUUUCAUGCGAGAAAUCGGACUGGUCUAUGAAACAUUUAUAAACCAGAGUAAUUGGAACAUGGAAGAGAAAUGCUUUGUGCAAAAAUUACCCGACAUUGCCGCUGAUCUGAUGUUGGAUGGGUUCCCUCUGGAGCUCAUCGAUGGAGAUGUUUCCAACAUCCCUUUACAGUGUGUCACUGAUGUACUGAAGGCCGUUGAACACAGGAUUGGCAAAGGGACCCGUGUGUUUGUGCUGACGGUGCUGGGUGUACAGAGCACAGGCAAUUCCACACUUCUCAACACCAUGUUUGGUUUGCAGUUUGCUGUGAGCAGUGGCCGGUGUACCCGUGGGGCCUUCAUGCAGCUCAUUAAGAUUACAGGAGAUCUACAGACUGAGCUGGGCUGUGGGUACGUCAUGGUGAUCGAUACUGAAGGGCUGAAAGCACCAGAACUCUCGAACAUUGACAGCAGCUAUGAACAUGACAAUGAGCUCGCUACCUUGGUGAUCGGGUUAAGUGAUGUAACAUUGAUAAACAUGGCCGUGGAAAACUCCACCGAGAUGAAGGAUGUGCUGCAGAUAGUGGUCCAUGCAUUUAUACGAAUGAGAGAAGUGGGGAAAAGGCCGGUUUGUCACUUUAUCCACCAGAAUGUGAGCGAUGUGUCUGCUCAUGAUCAGAAUAUCCGAGGCCACAAACAUCUGCUGGAACAGCUGGAUGAAUUGACACAAACAGCAGCUAAAAUGGAGAAACAAGACUGCCGGUUCACCAAGUUCUCGGAUGUGUUGGAGUACGAUGCAAUGGAGAAUAACUGGAAUAUUCCAGGCCUAUGGCAUGGGAAUCCACCCAUGGCAGCUGUUAAUACUGGCUACAGUCACAAGGUGUUUGAGCUGAAGAAAAGGCUUUUUGAGAAUCUGAAAGAGAAGAAAAAUAAAGGGAGAAUGUCAACCAUCUCUGAGUUUAUCGAAUGGACUGAAUCUCUGUGGAAGGCAGUGAAAUAUGAAAGUUUCAUUUUCAGUUUCCGGAACAGUCUGGUAGCCAAAGCUUACAAGGAACUUUCUGUCAAAUGCUCCGAUUUGGAGUGGAAACUGAGGAAAGAGAUACAUUCCUUCCUGGAAAAGGCACAGAACAGAAUUUUUAAUACCAAACAGGAUCCAGAAAGCAUAGCGAAAAAUUUGAAAAGAGAAUGGAUUGUAUUUCUCAAUGAAAAGAAAGAAAGUUCUCUCCAACAAUUGGAGGAACGUUAUUCCACUGGCAAUAACUCAAACCUGGUUGAAAAAUACAGACAGGAUUUUGUCAGUAGCAUCGACUCCCUGAUCAUUGAACGUAGGAUGUAUGUGGACAGGAAGUGUGAUGAGGCAGUGAAGAGGUGGAGGGCUAUGCAGAAGCUGAAAGAUAUUAAGGACAAUUAUCAGAGUCAAAUUGAAGAAAAGGUUAAUAAACUUCUGAAACAGUGUAAACAGGAAAAUAGGAAAAUGAAUCAAACAGAACUGGAGGAAGCUUUUGAUGAGAUAGCAGAUUUUAAACCUCACAUUUGUGGAUUUGCAGUUAAAAAAUAUGAAGAAAUGCAGGAAAGUUUCUAGAAGAGAAAUGAUCCUCUGGAACAGCUAGGAAAGGAGAAAGCAGCUUACUGCCAAAACUUUAAAGAUAUCUACCAGGAGAAAGAUCAAACCAAGCAGAGGGCUGAACUGUUCUAUGAAAAUUGCCUGGUCCCAGCCAUAAUCCAAGCUGUGGAAAGAAAACUGGGAUUGGGAAUUGUUCAGCACAUGAGGCACAGCGGCAAAGGUGGGAAAUUCUUGUACCGGAAAAACUUCCAAGUGGCUCUGAUGUUACUUUUGAAGAGGAUGGACAUGUUUUUCCUAUAUUAUACUUAUAUACAACAGACUGAGUCAUUUGAAAAAGAUUGCCUUGAGGAAGAAGUUAUACAGCACUGUGCAGCCACAAAUGAUAAACCAGUUCCUCCGCUGUGCUCUCUUGCGCUGGAUAUUCUGAGCGGGGUUAUCAAUCGGGUGAGGGAAGUUCUCGAGGAGAGAACACCUCCAAUUAACGAGAAUUCAGUGGCCAGUAUUAUUCAGGAAUUUAAAGAGAAGCUGGAUCCAUCCAGUGAAUUGUACACAAUGUUAUGUGGCUGUGGGGAGAGGUGUCCAUUCUGUGGUGUCCUGUGUGAUUGUACCAACAGGGAGCACUCACAGCACAGUGCUAUAUAUCACUGGAGCCAAGGGCUGAAUGGAUCCAGUUGCCACAAUACUGAAAAACUGAUAUCAGCUAAUUGUACAACAAAUGUUACAAGCAAUUAUUCUUUUUGUAAUGGAGAUACUGAAUGGGUUCUUUACAAAGAAUACAGAGAUGUCAAUGAGCAAUACAGUCACUGGAAUAUUCCUACUGAUACCAGCAUUGAAACAUCAGCCUACUGGAAAUGGGUUUUCUACAAAUACAAUGAAGAUUUGGCUGGGAUUUACACCUGUAAACCAGCAGAUGACAUUUCCAGUUGGAAUGUACAAUCGGAUGAGGUUGAAAAAGACAUUGAAGAUAAAUACAAUGUGAAUGUUAGUGAGUUCAAUUAA